GUCCUCGGGCGGUCCCGGGGCGGUCCCGGGCGGUCCCGGCGCGGUCCGGCGGCGGGCGCUGCGCAGAGCCGGCUGCCCUCGGCCGCAGCGCGCCCCGCCAUGCCCGGAGCGGCCGCGCUGGGCGCGGGCCCCGAGGCCGAGGAGAGCUACGACUUCCUCUUCAAGCUGGUGCUGAUCGGCGACGCCAGCGUGGGCAAGACCUGCCUGGUGCAGCGCUUCAAGACCGGGGCCUUCUCCGAGCGCCAGGGCAGCACCAUCGGCGUGGACUUCACCAUGAAGAGCCUGGAGAUUCAGGGCAAGCGGGUGAAGCUGCAGAUCUGGGACACGGCGGGCCAGGAGAGGUUCAGGACCAUCACGCAGAGUUACUACCGCAGCGCCAACGGCGCCAUCCUGGCCUACGACAUCAGCAAGAGGGGCUCCUUCCUGGCCAUCCCUCGCUGGAUCGAGGAUGUCAGGAAGUACGCGGGCUCCAACAUCGUGCAGUUACUGAUCGGGAACAAGUCUGACCUAAGUGACCUUAGAGAGGUUCAGCUGGAAGAAGCUCAGGGCCUGGCUGAACACUACGACAACAUCAUCUGUGCCAUAGAGACCUCUGCAAAGGACUCCAGCAACGUGGAGGAGGCCUUUGUGAAGAUGGCCACGGAGCUGAUGAUGAGGCACGGGGGGCCCAUGUUCAGUGAGAAGAACACUGACAGCAUCAAGCUGGACAGCAAAGACGUUGUGGAAGGCUGGGGGUGUGGUUGCUGAUAAGAGCUAGCUGAUAUCCCUAACUUUACUGGAAUUUAGAUGGUGCUUCACCCUACUGCUGAGUAGCAUGGUAGCCAUAUCCUCCUCCUCCUCCUCCUGUGAAACCAGCAAUUUUGUAGAAGUUAGACACAAUCCUGUUUGCUUCGGUGUCUUAUUUUUAAAAAGGGACUUUGGAGAGGUAGUCCUAAAAGUCAAACCCUCUGAAAAACUUACUCAACAUUUGUCCCCACCAUUUUAUUUUCUGUAACCUUCACACGAGUUACAAAAAUGGAGGGAACGACUUUGAACUUGGUAUUUUGGGGUGGGAGGACAUUUGGUUGGGGAAGAGGCUGAUGCAAACCCAAAGGUCUGGGCAUUUAGCACAGGACUGGUGGCAAAGGAGGUCACUUUUGGAGCAGGUAGUCUUGACAGUGUCUCUUCAAAUCCUCAGCACUCCACGAGUGACCAGGAAUUGUCAUUCUGAUAUUUCAAGGGUCAUAAUAGCCAAGAUUUUAAUUACAGGACCAAACAGCAGUCUCCUGUCCUAGGGCACAUGAAUUGCUGGUUGCUGUUGGAACAGGCCCGGGUGGGGGAGCUUCUCUCAGGUUGUGUUAUCAUUUGAAGUCAGUGUUCUAACAGAAAGCAAAGCCUGAGCAGGCUUUUAUCACAAGCAGGAUUGGCCCAGGGUGGUGAUUUAAAGCAGCCUUGAGGAGAGGGAAGAUGCAUUUCAUUUGCCUGUUGUUUGCACAGUGAUAGCUCCUUUUUCCAAGUGGAAGCAUCACUGAGAUUUUGCCCUCAGGUCUCAUCAUUUCAUUCCACAACUCAAGACCUGGAAACAGGAACUGGAGGAACCUUGACCUGACUGUAGCCAAGAUCUCCUGCCAUGUGCCUGAUGGUCAAAUACAGGGUUCAUUCUGGUCAAACAUUUGAUGUUAUGGCACCAGAGGAUAAAUGGAUUUGAUUUUUUUAUUGGUUUUGUUUUUUUAAACCAUCUCUUUAAAUACUACAUAGGCAUAUAAUGGGGAAGAAGACUCAGAAUAGCUGAGAACUGCAGGAUUGCAACCUCUUGGUUGUGAGAAACCAGUGUCUUUUUGAGUGAUUUCCUCCCAGCUUUGUACCCAGAUAUUCCCCUCUCCUUGUCACAAGUUAGCAGUUGCUUUUCAUUUCUUUAAAACACUCAGCAGGAAAAAAGUCUUUCAUAGUGGAUCAAAAACCUACAUAAAGUAAAAUAGAUUUCAUAAUCUUUCUGAUUCAGCUCUGUAGAGUAUCUUGUAGAUGUUGCUGAGGUACUGAUGGAUCCCUCUGCAUUUACACUCUCAGGCACCUUACAAAAGGGGAUUUGCAAAGAGAGCAGGAGCAGCAAUAUUUUUAACUGCAGAUAAAUUAAAGGUGUUCAGGGAUGACAAGCAGUUUUUGCAAUCCUGAUAAUUUGAUGGAGUUACUUUUCAAAAAGCUCUCACUUGAAGUCACUUGUCUCUUUGAGAAAUCCAGAUCAAAAAGGACUUGAAUUGUUUUGCUACUAGGGCUGCACCAGUUUAAUCCAACAUAUCCAGUGUCAUGGAAAUUAGGAAGAUUUAGGAAAGGGCUAAUGGAUACCAAUUUCAGUACUAUUCAUCUUCCUGUAGAAAUACAAAACCAUUCUCUGCUCUUCCUGGUUUUUAAACUGUGAGGUAGAUAAGAGAGGAGUAAUGUGUGCUUUGUAGCCUGUUUGCUUCUAUCUAAGGGGUUUGUUUUCAAAUUUUAUAGCUGUGAGAAUGAAAAGGCCUUAAAUUUUUCAACUAGUACAGUUUUCACAAUUCUGAUAUUUUCUACAGAAGGCAGGCUGGGCUGCAGGACUUGGUAGUGUUUCUGGAUAGUUUUCCAGGAUAUUUCUACUUCCAAAGAUAGGAGGCAAUAAAUGUCCAGCUAGACAUUUGAAGAUUUGAAAUUGGGAAUGAGAAUGAAAAUGGGAAUUUUCCUUCCCCUAGAGUUGUUGGUGUGUUCCCUAUAUUCUGCUCCUGGGGGAAACUGAAGACAGUCCAAGCUCGAACUCAGUGCUGGUGACUGCUUUUCCUCCUGGUGAGCUCCUAAAGGCACACAAUAUUUGCAAACAUUGGACUUUCUGUCAUUCCCCCUUCCAGUUUGUAUCUGUAGGACACGGUCCUGCAGUUCUGCUUGAACAGGGACCCCAGCUGAGCUCAGCCCCCACUGCCUGCAGGAUGAGUGCCAAAUUAUUUCAAUGCUGGGAAAAGCCCACGUGCAUUUAAGAAGAGUAUUGCUGCUUCUCAGACUGAAAUCCACGGUUUACACAUAGUAACUCAUCUUCAAACUGGAACAAGAAGCAAAAUGAACAUAAAUCCUGCUGCCAGUGCAGGAGUUGAAAGAGUGAAAGAUUGUGUUUUUACAGUAGAUGAAGAACUGAGGAAUUAUUGAUCCAUUUUCUUUGUUUUGAGGUUUGUUUAGGGAAUAAGUAGAAUUAGACCAGGCACUAGAGUUUUCAUUACAAUUUGCCUGGAUGUAUCUCUCAAACUGGGCUUGAAGGGUGAGGCUCUGUCUGCAGCUCAGCCUGGCUCAGUCAGAAAAUGCAAUGCAGCAGCAGUGAUUUCUUUGCUGUACUUUAAAUGAAGGCACCAAUUCCAAUUAGUUUUCAGUUUCCUGCAGAAAACUAUAAAACUGUGGCUUUAAAUCUGUUUUGUCUUUUAACUCUUGGCUCUUCUGUGUUGUUACAAGUGGAGUACAAGUUUCCAUGCCCUCCUAACUGAACAAAAGUAGAAGAAGACCUGGUUUAUUUUUUAGGUUAGCAGCUGGUGGCGCUUGGGAUGUCAGUAAUUAAAAUUUAUUUUGAUUACCAACAAUAAAUGUUGAGCUUUUCACUGAAGACUUUCUCAAACCUGGGACUCACACACAGCUGUGGAAUUCAGGAAUUAGGAAGACUGUUGGUUUAACUCCAUUAAUCCUAUUGCAACCAGAAGGAUGCCUGGGUGAAGAGGGUGAGGAGCAAUAAAUGUGAUUUAUGGGUACAAACCUGAGUUUCAGCUCCCAGGCUAUAAAUGGGCACUGAGGUACAUCAGGUGAAUAAUUCAGUAGUGCUUGUUCAGAGUUCACAGCAUAAACAUUUGCCAAGAAAAUCUGUUUACUGCCAGUUGAACAUUAACAAGGCUAUGGUGCAGUAAUUGCUUUUAAGCAGAUCCCCUUGGCUGAUGAUGUAUUUGCAUUAGUAUUUAUCAUUUCUUUUUGGCUGUACCAAAGUGUGCAGAAAUAUUACAAAAGCACAGGAGGGGACAUUGAUCUCUGCCUUGUGGCACUUGGGAGUGGAAUGCAGAGGCAAAUACUGAAAUGAAACCAUCAGCAGAAUGUGGUUCCCAGGAGCCUUUGUUACCCUUUGUAUUGAUUUUAAGCUAAUUUUAUCUCCAGUUUCUCAUCCAGUUCUAUCACCACGGAUGGAACUUGGACAAAUAUUUGUAAUUAUGUAAAUAUAAAACCAAAUAAAGUCGACCCAGAAACCUGCUAACGUUUGCUUUGCAAAACAGAAUUUGAGAGAAAUGAGAGUACUUAAGAACAGAGGAGAAGUCCUGAUGAUUUUCUAACUCUCACUGUACUUAAAAGCUGUUUUUUCAGAGGGCAAAAUCUAAAAGGAGCCCAGCUAAAACCACCAACAGCUUUCCUAUCAGCUAAUACUGAUAGAUUUCCAAGAACUUCACCAAAACUGGGGCUCUUGCUCCUUUUGGGUGCCUAGACUGUCAAAGGUGAAAACAAGGGCAUGCAAA
Messenger RNA from Prinia subflava (tawny-flanked prinia), 4472 nucleotides. It is a transcript of the gene RAB43, whose product is annotated as RAB43, member RAS oncogene family. Gene Ontology annotation, biological process: vesicle-mediated transport. The record is from RefSeq and is a predicted model, not a curated record. Lineage: Eukaryota; Metazoa; Chordata; Aves; Passeriformes; Cisticolidae. Gene Ontology annotation, cellular component: Golgi apparatus. The transcript is spliced from 3 exons. Bases 100 to 747 code for a protein of 215 amino acids. Gene Ontology annotation, molecular function: GTPase activity; GTP binding.